AUGUAUAAGAGAUCGACUGCAGGCUGGGUUCCAAUUGCUUUACUCUGUAUAGCACUGUCAGCUCUACUUUUCGGGACCUCUACUAUUGCUCAACCUACGACAUUGACGGCAAGAUCAGCUGGUGAAGGUGUAAGCAAAAGGCACUGGUGGUGGCCUUUCGGAGGAGUCCACAUCUCUGGUAUCGAUGGUUCUGGAGGCCAAGGUUCUGUAGAUGUGGGGUCUGAUGGCAGUACCGAUAUUGAAGGCAGUCUCGGUGGUGGACAGUCGUCCAUGAAGACAAAGAGACACUUCUGGGGCCACCCCUUCAAUCACGGCCCUGUCCAUGUAUCCGGCAAUGUUGGUGGAGGGCAAGGCUCAGUAGAUGUCGGCUCUGACGGCACAACUGAUGUGCAAGGUAGCCUGGACAAACGAGAUGACUCAGCCGAGGUCACUGAUGAAGACUAUCUCAACGAAUAUGACGACUACUACGAUGAAGACGAUGCUGGUGACUUCGAAGACGAGGAUGAUGUCGAUUCAAGCCUCCAGCGUCGCCAAGAGCCGAGUGGUACAAGAAGGCAGCGUCCGCAGGCGGGUCCUGGACAGCAGCAAGGACGCCCCUAUUCUGGCGCCGGCCGCCAAAAUCAGCAACACAAAGCUGCAGCCAAUGAAAAUCCCAAUACCAACAACCAAGACUCCAUCCAUACCGCAGCAGCAGUCCACCCGGUUCCAACCGCCGUAGGUCCAGCCGGAAGUAAAGUUACCGCAGCUGGGGGACCUGGCUCAAAGGACCCUCAAAGCAUCCACACAGCCCAAGCUGAGCAACCUCAAAGUAUCCACACAGCUCAAGCUGAGCAGCCUCAAAGCAUCCACACAGCCCAAGCCCAGCAGCCCCAACAAUCCUCUCAGGCAAAGCGAGCUCUCCCCUCCCCCGAAGAACCUCUCGAUGCUUUCCACGCCAUCGACGACGUCGAUAGCCUCGAGCAAGAUGCACGAAGUCUCCGUCGCCGCCAGUCAGUCGCGGAUGAGUGUUCUAGGCAGGUAUCCGAUCCUGCUGUCCGAAGUCUUCGACGUCGACAAGCCCCGCCCCAGGCCCCUCAAUAUGCCACCGGUAGGGUAGGACAGGCGGGUGGGAAUGCUGGGGCUAGUCCAGCUCCUGGGAAAUCACCUGCGGGCAAUUCGGCUAGUGGGCCCAAGGAGCAUCCGAUCAAUGGCGGUGGUAGUGAUAGGAAGAAAUCUGGAAGCAGUGAAGGGUAUCACGCGGUGAAUGAGGGCGCCGCUAACCAUUAUGCUGGCAGGGAAGGAGGUGGGAGGGUAGGUGAGAGUGGUAUCUAG
Molecule: messenger RNA, 1311 nt
Organism: Bacidia gigantensis
Lineage: Eukaryota; Fungi; Ascomycota; Lecanoromycetes; Lecanorales; Ramalinaceae
Exons: 1
Coding region: 1-1311 (436 amino acids)
Source: RefSeq, a predicted model, not a curated record